Messenger RNA from Saccostrea cuccullata (small rock oyster), 1561 nucleotides. RefSeq lists its product as uncharacterized. The transcript has 4 exons. Gene Ontology annotation, molecular function: calcium ion binding. The record is from RefSeq and is a predicted model, not a curated record. NCBI's taxonomy places the organism in Eukaryota, Metazoa, Mollusca, Bivalvia, Ostreida, Ostreidae. The coding region runs from base 153 to 485 and encodes 110 amino acids.
UCGAUGAUAAUUGGUGAUGAUUCUGUUACAAGAGCUAUAGGAUAUACCGAUUUUCUUACUUAAAAUGAGCUUGUGAUUUAUAGUGUAUUAAGGACAUUUUAAAUGUAGUAUUAUGUCGUAAGGUCGAGAAGAAGAUUAACUUUAUUUAAGAUAUGCAACAGUGCGCCUUCCUGUACUACUGGUGUAUUUUAUUUUCCGUCAUCGGAGUUACCUCCUCCUUGUAUCUUCCAAACAUGCAUAGAUCCAGAAAGAACGCCAUAUCCUCAAUACAAUCAAACUACAAAGGUGCCGUGGGAGUGAGGUGGGACAAGAGAAAUGAACUCCAGGGAAAUUUACAUUCACGCUUCAGGCACCACUCAAAGAGUUUUAGAACAAAACAUAGAUUUAUCUCAGAGAUGUUCAGAAUGUUUGAUUUAAAUGGUGAUGGAUGCGUGGAGCGAGAUGAAUUUGAGUAUGUUCUAGAUUUCAUGGACAUCUGGAUGUAGUGUGUGAAAACUCGACAUUUUCAUUCCCUGCUCAAAACUGAAAGAAGACAUUUAGAUAAAGACAUUCCUCGGAAUGAUAAUUAUUUCUAAACCCCACACAAGUGACAUGUGACACUAGAACGUUAACACCUAUUGGAUGAUUUUUUUUCCGGUAGCAGAGGAAGUAGCGGAGGAUCCGAAUCUGUCUCAGUUUUACACAAACUCCAUCUGACAUAGGACACUGCCAUGACCGAUCAACAAACUGUUGUAUCUUCAUACAACCAAACAAAAGAAACAACCAGGCACGACUUAUCUCAUUUUAGUGAUUUACAUUCGCUAUCACUUCCGGGAUACUUUGCUUUAAUUGUGUUAAAUUGACUGUAAGAAAAACCACAAUUUUAGAAUUUUCUUUUUUCAUUGAAGUUUUUCUCUGAUAUUUAUAAUUUUUUAACGUUCUUUUAUUCUUUGCAGUAGCAUUAAGCAAUUCUUUUGAAUAGUUUUAAACUUAGCGGCACAAAAUGCAUGAUUUUUCAACUUUUGAAGAAAUUUUAAACUAGUGCAUCACUGAUGAUAUUUGUCAUACAAGAGUCAUGUGUGAAUGGUCCUGAAAGCUUGAUGUGGUAACUUAUUCAUUAAUAAUGUACACAUUUCCUAUGAGUUGUUGAAAUUUGUUUAUUUAUUGUAAUUUAUUUGUCAUACUGUUUUCUUAUUAUUUUAUUUUUUUACAUACGUGUAAACUAUGAGUGAUAUAAUUUAAAGUUGAUGAGAUAUUUAUAUUUUACCUGACAGUUAUUGUUCAGAUAGUGAUGAAUUUAUUUUAAGGCUUUUCUUGUUUCUUCUUUAUCUACAACCAUUGUUAUAGCAACAUUCCAGCAUGAACAGUUUCAUUCCAACUGGAGAUAUUACGUAAUAAAGAAAUCUAAAGCAAGAUCUGUAUUUAUUUAAAAAAUAUUAAUUAAAAAUAAAUGAUACUGUAACAUUUGACUGUGUUGAAUUUCAAUGGAAUGAAUCCAUGGAAUUAAGUAUAUAUUAUACAAUGUUGACCAUUGUUACAUCACUUUUUAAAUAUAUGUAUAUCAAGAAUUAAAAACAUUAUU